Messenger RNA from Juglans microcarpa x Juglans regia, 1524 nucleotides. RefSeq lists its product as uncharacterized. The record is from RefSeq and is a predicted model, not a curated record. The transcript is spliced from 2 exons. The coding region runs from base 195 to 986 and encodes 263 amino acids. NCBI's taxonomy places the organism in Eukaryota, Viridiplantae, Streptophyta, Magnoliopsida, Fagales, Juglandaceae. Gene Ontology annotation, molecular function: protein binding.
UUUUUUUUAUCUCUUCUUCGUUCUGCAGCCUACAACCUGGCAUCGCCGAAACCCUGGCUAUUAUUAACUUGCACUUUCCCUCCUUUGCUCUCGUCUCUGAAGCACCUCUGAAACCCCAGCGCCCUCUUUCGAGAUUCUCUGUUGAUUUUCUUUUUUGCAUUUUGCUUCCCGCAUCUCUAUAAGAUUCUCUACUGAUGGUGGGAAAAAAGCAAAGACAUCUUGUGGCAAACCCUAGAAACAAGAAUGUUACUCCAAGUGGCCACCUUAACUCGUCAAAAUCUAGUGAUGAUCUGGAUGUGCAGGGAGAAGAUAGUUGGGUGAUUGUGAAAAAGCAGAGGGUCACCAUUUUGGUGCCUCCUCUACCUGCUGCAAAAAAUUUGAAGACUCGAAACCUGGGACCAAGUCAGCUGGAAGCCAGACCCCAAAAAACAAGUAACCAAAUACAACCUCCAAUUGAUAUAUGUCCUAGAAUAUUGUCUGUUGAUGAAGAAGGAAAGUCCAUGUCACUGGCUCCUGAAAAGAGUAUUCAGUUUGCGAGAAAAGCUCCUUCUCAAGAUCUGCCAACAUUAGCUAAGCCACCAAGGGAAGAUUUAAGGAUGGAACCAGAAAAUACAAAUCAAGUUGGCACCUCAAAAACUUGUGAAAGAUUUGGGGUGUCUGACACCUCAAAAGCUAUCAAGCGGCCUAGGCUAUUACAUUGCCCCAGUGGCUUGAUUGAUGGGGGAAUGUUGCUAAGUCAAAAGCUGAGGGCAUCAAAUCUUGAGAUAAAACUUAAAAGAGCUGGGGGGUUGAGCAGGUGGUUGGCAUCGCUUGGACUGGAUCAAUUUGUGAGGAUUUUCCAGAGGAAGAGUGUUAAUAAAUUUCAGUUGGUAAAUUUAACAAUGAAGAAGCUCAAAGAUAUGGGUGCAAAUGCAGUGGGGCCUAGGAGGAAACUGAUACAUGCCAUUGACUGUGUUUGUCAGUCCUAUUGUUUUGAGGCCAUCUGAAUGUUCAUUGGAUCUUGAAGCAAUUGGAAGAUAGGAGGAAAGACACUGUCAAAUGCAGCAGCCUAAUUAUAUUGGUCAGGGACAUGCCUGAACAAUUGGAUAUUUCAUGACAACUACUUGGGAGAGAGAAUAUGAAACAAACUUUGCUGGUAGUAGAAGAGGCGGUAACAUUGGCACCAGAAAGCAUCUGCUGCCCCCCUGGCAACAAAGGAAGCUGCAAAACUUCCGACUGCAGAACAUCAUCAUCCAGGAAGGUGACAUAUCGCUGGGUAACAUCUGCUGCAAGAAGGAGAGGGCUCAUGAUAGAAUGCAAACUUCAUCAAUCGUAGAUGAUAUUAUCCAUUCCUUAAGGUCAUUCAAACAAUGGCACGUAUAGAAACUUUAUUGGUUACACAACCGAUGUGCGCACUUGGUGCUGCACUAGGCCUUGCCUAAUCUCAUGACUUGCAUUCCCCUUGAUAUUUUUCCCCUUUCCCGCCAUGAACUGUAACACAUUAUUCUAUUAGUGAUAUGCUCAAAACGAGUUGUUAUUGCUUAA